Molecule: messenger RNA, 2100 nt
Organism: Camelina sativa (false flax)
Lineage: Eukaryota; Viridiplantae; Streptophyta; Magnoliopsida; Brassicales; Brassicaceae
Source: RefSeq, a predicted model, not a curated record
AUGGCCGAAGACAAUGAAGAGGUUCGUCAACCCAAUCUGCCUGCUAGGCGAGCUACCUUGAGAGAUGAAGAAGCUCACAACAGGCUGUUUCUGAAUCGAUCUGCGAUCCAAUCACCAGCUCAUGCGAGACAAGAUUAUGAGAUCAAACAUAGCCUAAUCAAUUUGGUCCAGAAUUGUGUGUUUAAUGGAUUAGCCUCAGAGAGCCCUCUGGACCAUAUUGAAGAUUUUGAGAGAUUGGCUAGUACGACAAGGUCUAAUGGAGUUCCAUAUGAUUACCUCAUGUUGACUUUGUUCCAAUUCUCUUUAGGAGAUAAGGCUUUGAGAUGGCUAAAUCUCUUGGACCGAGGAUCACUUACCACUUGGGAGCAAUGUAGAGCAGCGUUUUUAAACCACUUCUACACUAAGUCACGAUCAGCUAUGUUAAGGAGCAAGAUUACUACCUUCUCACAAGGUGUUAAGGAGUCUUUUUGUGAAGCGUGGGAGAGAUUCAAGGAAGGAAUUGACCAGAAGUACCAGAUGGCACUCGAUAUUGCCAGCAGAGGAGAUUUUUCUACUAUCACUGCUGCUGAAGCAAACCUCUUGAUCGAAAACCUUGCAGCGAGUAACAUCAAUCAUAGUUAUGAGUAUGAUCGUUCUGUGCGUGUUGUCCGUGAAUACAGAUGUUUUGAGGGAAUAGAGGAGCUGAACUAUGUAGGAGGACAAGGGAACUAUCAGAAUCAUGGGUUUAAUCAGAAUUAUAGAAAUCAUCCUAAUCUCUCUUACAGAAGCACCAUUAUCGAGAAUCCUCAAGAUCAAGUGUAUCCUCCACAUAUUCAACAAGGUAACUUCCCGCAAGGAUUUCAGAACAAGGGUGCUGGAUACCACACUCCAUCUGCAGCUCCACAAGAUAACAAACUCGAAUUGAUGAUGCAAGCACUACUGGACGGCCACAAGAAAAGUUCUGCUGAGAUUAAUGUCAAAAUUGAUAGCAUGUACAUUGAUUUGAAUGGGAAAUUUGAGAGGUUGAGUUCACGUGUUGAUUCCAUUAAUAAGAGAGUCUCUGCUAUUUCUUUUAGCUCUAAGAACAAAGAAUCAUGCAAUGCUAUAACACUCCAUGGUGGAUUCGAAGAUGGGCUGAGUUGUGCUGUGAUCAACUCACGUUUGGCUUCCGCAGAGCCAAGAUCGAUCAGUCCUGAGCCUAGACCGGCCAGUCCCAUCCAUUUUUAUAAUUCGAGUCUGAUCUCCAGAGAAGUUGGAUCGACCAGUCCCCCUUAUAGAUCAGUCGAUCCCAUCAAUAAUGCAAAACUUGUCUUGGAAAGUCUCAGAUCGACUGAUCUACGUCCAGACCGGUCAGUCCCUGUUGUAGGUAUGGGAAAAUCCAGCUCGUUUGUCUCUGAUGCAUAUGCUAGGGAGUCACUUCAUGUGGAACCAAAGCCAUAUAGGCCAAAAAUUCCUUUUCCAAAGGCAGUAAAGCAUAUCUCUUUGUUUAAGAAGGUUUACAAUGAUGUUGUGGUUGAAGAAAAUGAUUUGGUGGAGGUUAAGGCGUUUUUGGCUCUAGAGAAGAAGAACAUUCAUGCUCCAGUUUUGAAAAGACUACCAAAGUUAGAAGAUCCAGGAAAAUUUGUUGUUCCAUGCUCCAUCUCAGGAGUGAACUUUGAGGAUUCCCUUUGUGACAUUGGAUCUAGUGUGAACGUAAUGUCUAAAGAUGUCACAGAGAGGUUGGGGAUUGACGAUAUGAAGGCUUCUAAGGUCUCUCUUAAGUUUGCAAAUGCUGUCUCCACAACUCCACAAGGCUUCAUUAGUAAUUUAGAUGUUCAAGUUGGGAGUUGCUUGGUUGCUACAGAUUUUUAUGUUGUGGAAAUUAGCGAGGGUUAUGUUAUGCCUUUGAUUCUUGGGAGACCUUUCUUAGCAACAGUGGGAACAGUUGCUGACUUGCCUAAAAAGAGGAUCACUUUCUCUAACAUUGAUGAUAAAGUCUUCUACAACGCAAUCACUACAAAUGAAGCUACAAAACAUUGUCUAACUGUAGAAGAUGAGAAGAAGGUGGAUGUCAUGCUAAUGGGAGAGAAUGGUGAUAAGAAUGAAGCAACGAAGUCAUGGAUGGAGACAUCAUUCUUCUGA